GAUUUCCUCUGCUUCGGUGUUAAGUUAAAGUGAUAUUGAAUUUCCCAGCGGGCACGAAGUGGAAUUUCAAAUGUAACAUGUUUGUCACUCUUAUUUCGUGUAGGAGUUGGUAAUUGUGAAAGAUCAGUAAGAGUCUGUUCGGGUACUGGAAGUGUUGUCUAUCUGUGAUGAGGAGUACUAUAAGAUGCCUGAGCUGUUCCACCUGGACUCGUACGAGGCGUGCCUCGGCUCGAGGCAGGUGUACUGCCUCGGCAGCUUCGAGCUCGCGCCGCUCAACCAGAGCAGCCGCCUGUACGCGGACAUGAAGAGGUACUCCACGAACGAGGUGGACAACUUCAACCACACGCGCCUGCACCGCGGUCUCUGCCUCAGCCGGCGCUGUCCUCAGCCGGACUACACGCUGCAGCCCAUGGACGCUUGGUUCUCGUCGUGCGUCAACGCAAGCACGGUGUCGUCGCACCAGCUGUCCGCGCGGCUGUACAAGCUGGAGUACUGCCGGCGAGGCGCGCCCCCCGCGCCCCCGCUCACCGCGAGCGAGCGCGCGCUCGCGUGCACGCUCGCCGCGCUGCUCGCGCUCGCCGCGCUCUCCACCGCGCUCGACUUGUCCCUGCCUGCUCAUACUAAGAGAGGUCUAAGCUGGGCUCUGUCAUGGUCGCUGCCGGGGUGCUGGCGCGCCCUCCGCGCCCCGCCUCCCUCCUCCGCGGACACCGACCUGGCCGGCUUCGACGGGCUCCGCGUGCUGGGCAUGAUGUGCAUCAUCAUCGAACACGUGUGCUGGCUCAACACGCUCUCGUACCAGGUCGAAGCCAGGACCGUCGAGAAGCUCCGGCGCGCGAGCGACGUGAUGAUGAUGACCAACAGCACGCUGGUGGUGCAGCUGUUCUUCAUCAUGUCGUCCUUCUUACUCGCGCACAAGCUGCUGCAGCAGCGGCGGCGCGGGGAGCCGGUCAAGUUCUUCUCCACGGUGUUCGAGACCAUGUUCAACAGGUUCAUCAGGAUGAGUCCCUCCUACUUCAUGGUGCUGUGGUUCGCGUCGAGCUGGUGGGAGAGGCUGGGCGACGGCCCGCUGUGGACCUCGCUGGUCGGCGCAGAGAGCGCCAUCUGCCGGAACAAGUGGUGGACUCAUCUGCUGUACUUAAACAACGUGGUGUAUGCUGACGACAAGUGCCUUAUACAGACCUGGUACCUAGCAGCGGACAUGCAGCUGUACCUGUUCUCCCUCCUCCUGACCCUCCUGUUACUGAGGUUUCAGCGCGGCGCGCUCUACAUUCUCGGAGGGUUGUUCGUCGUCACAGUCGGUGUGCUGUUCGGGUCGGCGUACUGGUGGCAUCUCGUGCCCAACAUCGUACUUCACCGCCCUGAAUUGAUCCGGGAGACGUACCGCGGCGACCUGUCGUUCAACCUGCUGUACCAGUCGCCGCUGGGCAACCUGCCCGGCGCGCUGGCCGGCCUGCUGCUGGCGCACGCGCACCACGCGCUGCUGGACGCACAGCGCUGUCUCAACGACUACAAGCUUUUCCGCUGGGUGUCGGUGGCGUCGACGCCGAUCGCGGUGUGGUGGGUGGCCGCGUCCCCGCAGCUGGCGGCCGAGCAGCGCCUGUCGGCCGCCGCGCUCGCCGCGCUCGAGCGCCCCGUAUUCGUGCUCUUCGUGUUCCUGGCGCUGCUCGGCGCUAUGCAGGGAGUGGAAUCGUCGAUGCGCCGCGUGCUGUCGUGGCGCGGCUGGGUGGCGGUGGCGCGGCUAACGUUCGGCUCGCUGAUGUUGCACAUGAUCAUCAACAAGUCUCUGGUGGCCGCUCGUCUUGCACCCACGCAGCUCGACAGGCAGACCGCGAUCCUGGAGUGGUUCGGCGUAGCGUUCGUGUCGUACCUGGCGGCGACCCCGCUGGCGCUGCUGGUGGAGCUCCCGCUGCAGCGCCUGCACCGCGCGCUGACGUCGCGGCGCCGCGCGCGCCCGCCGCCCGUCGCCGGACAGGCCAAGAGCGACGCACGCUGAGAGGGCGACUACGUUGUGCGCAGUGCGACUUUGUUAUUUACAUAUCACCAUCGAUAGUGCGAGGGGCGAUGUAAAUAGCAAAGUGGCACUUGGCGCACUGAUCACUGCUGUGUUAGGCCCCGGCUCCAUUGCGGCGACGUUCAACGACGGAUCAACACAGAACCUCAAUACCAAAACCUGUGAAAAACGACGUAGCAGCAAGCUACGAGAAGCAACAACGGAGCAAUGGGCCGGUGCCUUAGGGAAAUACAUGUAUAAGUGGAGGACCUGUUCCAACUGAAAUAGUGUUAACUGCGACACUAGGCGCCCCAUUGAAGCUUAAUUUUAUUGAUUGAAUAAAAUAGCGGUAAUACCUAAAUGCCAUUACAUAGAUAAAGAUUUUAUAGUUCUCCUGUAAAACACGUUACACAAAAAUAAUACACCACUCGAACGCGAGCGGCGGCGCCCCCCACGUCUGACCAACACCCCCUCACCCCCUGGUGCCGCCCAUAAAUAAUGUAUUAACUAUGCCAUAAAUGUUAUCAUUUUCCCAAAUGGUCUGAUUGAUAAAAUUAAAGUAGUUAGGUAGGUAUCUAUAGUAGCGGAUUUACCCGAGGCAUUUGGCGAAAUGAUCGCAACUAAUAAUAUAAAUAUGAAAGUAAGUUUGUUUCCUCUUCAUGCAUUAUCUACUGGACCGAUUGUUAUGAAAUUUGGUACACGGGUAAAAAAUAACUUGGAAUAUAGGGGCACUUUUUAUACCGAUAUUCUCACGGGAGCGAAGCCCGGGGCGCAGCUAGUUUUUGAUAAAACUACGAGCAACAACCAGGAAAUUACAGAUAUAACCUACGAAUAUCUUAAAAGAUUAUUCUUACAUAUUAUAAAACAAAUCCUCUGCCGCGUCUGUCUGUUCGCUAUAAACUCAAAAACUACUGCUCGGAUUUUCAUGCGGUAGUGAUAAUAGAUAGAUAGUGUGAUUCCUGAGGAAGGUUUAGGUGUAUAAUUUAAUAUGUUUUACCCAAGCGAAGUCGGGACGGGCGGCUAGUGUAUAAUAAGCUAGCUAGCUAAAUAGUUGAACUUGCCAUGAAAAUGAACAAAAUGACCUUGAAAAACUUAACAAAUUACAUUAUUUUCACAGUAAACUAAUAUAUUCCCGCAUCGGUAGGUGCUCCAUACAGCCAAAACAUUUGUUGUCUCUUUUCUUAACGCUGUGUGGGAGCACCUGUAGUAUUGAGUUUGAAUAUGUCCAAUUUCAUAUUUCUUUUCAUAUUGUCAAACAUAAUUUGAACAUAUUUUUUGCCACUUAAUGAAAAGGAGAUAUAGAUACACCACUUAACAUUGUAAUCUUGUAAAUAGAUUGUGACUCUCUUUUUAAUCCGUGUCCGCAGUAGAAUAUAAUAUAACAAGGAAUAACAGAUAAGCAUCAUAUCUUGUUGUAUUGUUCUUGGUUGGAAAUUCCAAUUUAGCAUAGGAUAUAAUUCUGAUUGUGAUAGUAUAGUUAGGGUAGGGUAAGUGGUGUAAGACUUAUAUUAAGUGGUGCAGAGGCUGAGAAAUAAAAUUUAAAUAGUU
Messenger RNA from Plodia interpunctella (Indianmeal moth), 3538 nucleotides. Its product is annotated as nose resistant to fluoxetine protein 6-like. The transcript has 12 exons. Gene Ontology annotation, molecular function: acyltransferase activity, transferring groups other than amino-acyl groups. Bases 185 to 1993 code for a protein of 602 amino acids. The record is from RefSeq and is a predicted model, not a curated record. NCBI's taxonomy places the organism in Eukaryota, Metazoa, Arthropoda, Insecta, Lepidoptera, Pyralidae.